This is a messenger RNA of Diospyros lotus (date-plum), 1925 nucleotides long. RefSeq lists its product as uncharacterized. The transcript is spliced from 7 exons. Bases 399 to 1679 code for a protein of 426 amino acids. NCBI's taxonomy places the organism in Eukaryota, Viridiplantae, Streptophyta, Magnoliopsida, Ericales, Ebenaceae. The record is from RefSeq and is a predicted model, not a curated record.
UGAGCUGAGCUGAGCUGAGAGAGGGGAGGGAGUAUUGUGCUUUGCUUUGCUUCGGUUCGCUUCUGACAAUAUUCUCUCGCGAGUCUGCCAUAGCCAUUGGGUUUCGUGCUUCAUCGAGUAGAAUACGUACAAACCAACGUCUCUCUCUCUCUCUGUCUCUCUCCGAACAGGGUUAAGCGACUACCCACAUUUACGUCUCUCUCUCUCUCUUUCUCUCCCCGGACAGGGUUCCCAACCCAUUAUUUUAACUGUUGUUGUCCUCCCUCUCCCUCCGUUCUCUCUUCCGAGAUCCCUAAGUCCCAAAAAUGAUGUGAUCCAUCUUUAGGGUUUGCUUUUCUUACCGCAUUGCUGUUUCGGUGCCUCAAAAGGAAAUAAUUUGGGCAAGGAAGAAGUCGGUGAUGGAUUUUUUCAAAGUUAAAAAGUUCAGGAAAGCACACAAACCGAACCCAGAGAAGGAUGCAGAAGAUAAGCCUGUUCCUCAGCCAGAAGAACCAAAGGAUGAUAAAGGUGAUAACUUGGGUAAAUCAACCAAUGCCGAUCCUGCUUCUGAAGCUGAGGAUGAUGAUGAUGAUGAUGAUUUUAUCACUAAUGAGGUCAAGAGGAGAUUAAAAGAACUGAGAAGAAAUAGUUUUAUGGUGUUGAUACCUGAAGAACCAGGCCUAGAAGAUGAGGAAGAAGAAGAGGGCGAGACAAGCUCUGCUGAGUGGCGGGAUGUUGAAGCAGAAACUCAACAAUCGUGGUUUGGUUUAGAUGCUUUUUAUGACAAAUACUGUGAGCAGAUGCUCUCUUUUGAUCGGUUGAGUGCUCAGCUGCUCAAAGAAGUUGGCUCCUCUCAUAUUCCUACAACCCCAUCACCCAGAUCUGCAUCUAAGAAGCUUGUGGCUCCAUUUCGCUGUCUUUCACUGAAAAAGAUGGAAGAACCUGAUGAUGAUACUGAGCACCUACAAGAGCCAGAGAACGACCCACAUCAGGAUCUAGAAACCGCAUAUGUUGCUCAAGUUUGCCUGACUUGGGAGGCACUCCAUAGCCAAUAUACACGACUGAGUCAGAAAGUCUCUUCCCAACCUGAAAACUCUGCCUGUUACAACCACAGUGCUCAGCAGUUUCAGCAGUUCCAGGUUUUACUGCAAAGGUAUAUUGAAAAUGAACCUUUUGAGAAGGGCCUCAGAGAAGAAAUUUAUGCUCGGUCAAGGAAUUCAUUGCCGAAACUCCUUCAUGUUCCAAAUAUACGGGGUUUAGAUCAAGGAGAGACAAAAGAAGAAUCAGAUUUGGUGGUUCUUGCCUCAGAUCUCAUUAAAGUAGUUGAAAGCUCUAUCAUCACUUUCCACCUUUUCUUGAAGAUGGACAAGAAAAAAUCAAAUGGGGUUCGCUAUCCAUUUGGAGGUCAAAACUUGGCUACUCCUGUCCACCAGAUUCAAUAUUCUCUUGAGAAGAAAGAAACGAAACUGAAAGAAGUGCGGAAAAAGAUGAAAGGUUGGAAGAAGAAAUCUUGGCCUGCGUCACAAGAGGAGGUGGAGCUGCUGUUUGGCCUGAUUGAUGUCAAAAUCUUAGCAAGGGUUCUAAGAAUGGAGAGAGUCACUAAGGAGCAGUUGUUUUGGUGUGAGGAGAAGAUGAAGAAAGUAGACGUAUCAGAUGGAAAGCUGCUGAGAGAUCCUUCUCCCAUCCUAUUUCCUUGCUAAUAUAUAUAUAUAUAAUCAUAGCACCAGACCAGAGAGAGAGAGAAGCAUGGUAUGGCUGAGGUUGGGCAUGGAAGGAAGUUGCUGCAAGGAAGGAAAUUCCCCUUCCAUAUCUUCUCUAUUUAGAAAAGGGGAAGAGUGCCAAUAGCUCAUAUUUUAUGCAUUUUCUCUUGGCAAGAAAAUCAGAGCAUUUGCCAAUAUUAUGAAUCGAUGUAUGUAUACAAGGCAACAUGGUGUCUUUUUCUGUUU